AUGCCUCGAGACUCCCAGCUAUCGUAUCUUCAUCUCCAGCACUCCCACCAUGUUCUCUACAUGACUGAGUGGGCCAAGGACACCAUCCCCUACGACGACGUCGACAUCAGCGACUCCUAUCUCACCAACCAGCUCUUCUCCAGCGCCAACGACGCCCACGACACCCUUCCUGACUCCAACAACGACGCCCACGACGACGACGAGCUCUACAACGCCAACUUCAACAGCCAGUUCUUGAAGAACCAGGUUUUCGGCAGCUCCAACUCCAUCCACAACAGCAGAAAGCGCAACAGACGCCUCUGGAAGGAUUUGGAUCUCCAGCGCUUUGUUGCGAUCAACAACACCUCCACCACCUCCACCAAGGCCAUCGCAGGCACUUCCAAUGCCACUGGCGCCAACAACAGCAACAGCAACAGCGACAACAACACCUCCAACAACCCCAACAUCGAUCCUUCCAUUGGCCUUUCCAUAGCUGGUUUCAACAACUUCAACGCUGAUUACGACGAGUUCGUUCACUUGCCUUACAACGACGACAAUUUAUCUGAUUUCAAUGCUGCCAAUUUGAGAGUUGUUACAUUCGACCAUACAAUCUUGGACAGAUUCACUCCCGCCAUCGACAACGACGACACAAUCAUCGAAAACAACGAGAGCAGCAUCAACCUCAACAACGUCGACAGCCAUAUCCACACUCUUCGCAACUUCAAUCGAAAUCUAAACCCCAACCUUAAUUUGAAUGAUAUCGACACUGAUACUGAUCUCGACAGCAAUCUCAAUAACGACAUUCUCGACUCGAGUCCCUUGGCUGGUUCUCCAUGA
Messenger RNA from Ascoidea rubescens DSM 1968, 816 nucleotides. RefSeq lists its product as uncharacterized. The record is from RefSeq and is a predicted model, not a curated record. The coding region runs from base 1 to 816 and encodes 271 amino acids. Lineage: Eukaryota; Fungi; Ascomycota; Saccharomycetes; Ascoideales; Ascoideaceae. Gene Ontology annotation, cellular component: anaphase-promoting complex. The transcript has a single exon.